UAUGAGCUACAUAUAUUCGUAGAGUCGUACAAAAUAAAUGUUGUGCUUUGUUGGCGAACCGUUUUCAUAACGAGCGUGAAUUCGGUAUUGUCAAAACCACUAUUCAGGGCAUCUCAAGUCAGAACCUCUUUUAAAAAUACAAAGUCGUUCAAAAAUACUGUUAGAACCGUCCACAAGUUCCACAGCACAACGGAACGCUAUCGAUUUCAUACAUUGAUUCGCGUCGUGUUGUCUCGAAGUGGGCACCCGUGGCCACCCCCAUUCUCGCGGGUCCUCGCCGUCGGCAGUACUGAAGCAACGGCAACCGCGCAAGGAUGGCCUGCGCGCGCGCACUGCUCGCAGUCGGCGUCGUCGCAAUACACGCAGUGUUAGCGGCGGACAAGCGGCAACCGAUCAAGGAGGCCCUGUUCCUGAACAGUGACCAAUUCGGCAACGCGACCUUUGAGGACUGCGUCUGGAGGCGGGAGCGCGAGCCCUGCCCCGACCCUGAUGUCAAGCUGCAUCUUUACACGGAGGCGGAGCCCACCAAGAGAGUGGUCGACUUGUUCAGCGAGGAUUGGCUGCGACAGAGCGGCUGGGAGCCGGCGCACGAGACUAUCCUGCUGAUCCACGGGUACGCGGGAGGCGACGACACGCUACCCAUCAGCGUGUUGCGAGACGCGUACCUCCGCCGCGGCGGCUACAACGUGUUCAUGCUGGACUGGGGCGCGCUGUGCCAGCCGCCGUGCUACGUGUCGGCCGUGCACAACCUGCGGCCAACGGCGCGCUGCGCGGCCGAGGCGCUGGGCUCUCUGCGCCGCGCAGGGCUCCGCCCCGACCGCCUCACGUGCGUGGGCCACAGCCUCGGCGCGCACAUGUGCGGCAUCAUCGCCAACUAUCUCACCUUCCGGCUCAAUAGGAUCAUUGGUCUGGACCCGGCGCGGCCGUUGAUCCGCUCGGCGCCGGCGCUGCGCCUGGACCCGGGCGACGCGCGCGCCGUGCACGUGCUGCACACCAACGCGGGCCGCUACGGCGAGGCGGCGCGCCUCGGACACGCAGACUUCUGCCUCAACGGCGGCCGCAGCCAGCCCUUCUGCGAGGAUACGCCCAACGAAGCGCUGUGCAGUCACAUCUGGUCCAUCUGCUACCAGGCGGAGAGUCUGUUCGUGCCGCGCGCGGCGGCGCCGUGCGGGCGGCGGUGCUCCGUGCGCGUGCCGCCGUCGCGGGCCUCGGCGCUGCCCGUGCUGCUGGGCCAGUCGGCGCCUAUGACCGCAUCUGGCGCAUACUGCGUAGAAGACUUCUCGCCGCCGUUUUGCCCGUCGAAGGCGGGCGAGGAGGGCGACGCCCGCUGCUGCCUCGACGCGCAGUACGAGGCGGCCGCCACCGCCGAGCCGCCGCGCAAGCGUCCGCGCCCGCUCGUCAGGCUCCGCGCCCGCAGAGUCAAGAACAUGGACGUCGACACCAGCGAGGUGCUAGACUAGCUUCUCACAACCUACAGUUAUAUCUACACAUAAUAAUAGUACAUUACGAUACAAGUGCGUAAAAAAGGAAGUUCGAAACGAGUGGCGAUAAAUUAAAACACGACUAGCAGGCCUAGCCUAGACAUGAUGG
Molecule: messenger RNA, 1590 nt
Organism: Leguminivora glycinivorella
Lineage: Eukaryota; Metazoa; Arthropoda; Insecta; Lepidoptera; Tortricidae
Product: phospholipase A1-like
Exons: 7
Coding region: 315-1460 (381 amino acids)
Molecular function (GO): lipase activity
Source: RefSeq, a predicted model, not a curated record